Messenger RNA from Girardinichthys multiradiatus, 1372 nucleotides. RefSeq names its product EMG1 N1-specific pseudouridine methyltransferase (gene emg1). Gene Ontology annotation, molecular function: rRNA binding; rRNA (pseudouridine) methyltransferase activity. Bases 16 to 726 code for a protein of 236 amino acids. The record is from RefSeq and is a predicted model, not a curated record. Gene Ontology annotation, cellular component: nucleolus; small-subunit processome. Gene Ontology annotation, biological process: rRNA base methylation. The transcript has 5 exons. Lineage: Eukaryota; Metazoa; Chordata; Actinopteri; Cyprinodontiformes; Goodeidae.
ACUAAACAAGUACUCAUGGCCUCUGGGAAGAAGCGUGGUCUGGAACAUCUGGAUGAAUAUGAACCAAAAGCUGCAAAAACGGGCAAAAGCAACCUCUAUGACCGAAUGGCUGAAAGGAGGCUCGUUGUUAUUCUGGAGGGAGCAUCGCUAGAAACAGUGAAGGUUGGUAAAACGUUUGAGUUGUUAAACUGCGACCAGCACAAAAACAUGAUCAUCAAAAGUGGAAGAGACCCGGGGCACAUAAGACCAGAUAUCACACAUCAGUGUCUGCUCAUGCUGAUGGACAGUCCGCUGAACAGGGCAGGCCUGUUGCAGGUUUACAUCCACACAGAGAAAAACGCGUUAAUAGAGAUUAACCCGCAGACCCGCAUCCCGAGAACGUUUACCCGGUUCUGUGGCUUAAUGGUUCAGCUGCUGCACAAGUUGAGUGUCAGAGCCGCUGAUGGUCCUCAGAAGCUGUUGAAGAUGAUUAAAAAUCCAGUGUCUGACCACCUGCCCCCCGGCUGCCCCCGCAUCGCCACCUCCUUCUCUGCAGGGGAGGCCGUUAAUGCUCGGACGGUGGUACCAGAUGGCCCUGCAGCAGUGGUGAUCGGAGCAUUUGCUCAUGGCGCGGUUAAAGUGGACUACACAGAGCAGACCGUCUCCAUAAGUAAUUACCCCCUCUCUGCAGCUUUGACCUGUGCCAAAAUGUGCUCCGCGUUUGAGGAGGUGUGGGGUAUCCUGUGACAAACAGAUUAUAAUAAACUGCUGAUGCAUCCAGAACAGAAACAACUGUAAUAACAUGGGCCUUACUACAGUGGACUAGAAUUACUGGAACAAAUUCUGAGCGUUGCCACUUAAACAACUAUGGGAAGGCCCAUUCCCACCAUGAAUAUUAUUUUUGUGAGGUUUUCUCAAGGAUAAUGAGAAAAUUAUUUUGUCAUCACAUUAAAGUAAAAGUCAUUGUCUUAUCAUAAUGAGAUCAGUUUUACAUGGUCUCUGGACAACAUAAAUCUUUUAUUCAUUAUAAUGAGAUAAUUGCCUGGGGUGGAAAGGCUUUGUUUUCGAGUUUAAAGUGAUUAUAGGUUUAAAAAUUAUUGGUUUUUCUCAUCUGUUCAGUCCUUCAGUAUCUCCAUGUUUCUGACCAGUUCAGCAUUCAAUAGAGCUUUCUGUAGCUACACAUGGAGAUGAGUCAUGAUGGUACAUUUGAGUGCUAUCUGCUACAUAAUCGAUACUAAAAUGGCUGUAAAAAUUGUGUUUGUGUUUUUUCUCCCUGUAUAUGAUGGUGUUUGGACCUUAUGGUUAUUUUUGUAUCUAAUAUUGUCCAAUAACAAAACAUCUUUUUUAUAUCACAAUAGGCCACACAACGUUUGAAAUAAAAUGUAUUAGGAAA